AUGUCUUCCUCAGCAUUGCCGCCAUCGACUUCGAGCACGGUUACUCCUCCCUGGUCGUUGCCGGUCACCCCUCCCAGUCCCGCUACUGAGAGCGCGCUUCACGCCCAGCGAGUCUCGCAGUUGUCUUCGUUCUUCUCUUUGCCCCGCUUUGCCUCUCUCCAGCGCCCCUAUACGCCGGAGUCUGUCGUCUCUAAACAAGGAUCAUUACCACCACUGCCGCUUCCCUCUAAUCUUCUCGCAGACAAGCUAUAUGCGCUGUUUGAGGAACGGUCAAAGCAAGGGGUCGGGGUGAAGACCCUUGGCGUAGUGGACCCGGUGCAGAUGACCCAGACAGCGAGAUUAGGACUGGAAGUCGCAUAUGUGAGCGGAUGGGCAUGCAGUAGUCUGCUAACCACAGGUAACAACGAAGUCGGCCCGGAUCUGGGAGACUACCCGUACACUACGGUUCCCAAUCAGGUGCAUCGUAUAUUCCGCGCCCAGCAGCUGCAUGACAGGAAGCAUUAUGACGAACGAUUCAAUGCCUCAGAGGGAGAACGCGCCAAGAUGCCGUACAUUGACUAUCUGCGACCCAUAAUUGCAGAUGCUGACACUGGGCAUGGCGGCACCUCCGCUGUUAUGAAGCUUGUCAAGUUAUUCGCUGAAUCGGCGGCCGCCGGCAUCCAUCUUGAAGACCAACUCCACGGAGGGAAGAAGUGCGGCCAUCUCGCAGGAAAGGUCCUCGUCCCAACCUCAACGCACGUCUCGCGCCUCAUCGCCUCCCGCUUCCAACUGGACAUCCUCCAGUCAACGAUGCUCCUGAUCGCCCGUACCGACGCCGAGUCGGGCAAGCUCAUAUCCAGCACCGUCGACCGUGCGGACGCCGCGUUCGUCAAGGGCGUCGUGACGAAGAAUCGGGGAGAGAAGGGCCUGGCUGAUGUCAUCGCUGAGGCGGAGAUGCGGGGCGCUAGCGGGAAGGAGGUGGAUAAGGUCGAGAAGGAGUGGAUGGACUCGCACCCGUUGGUCACCUUUGGUCAAGGUCGGUUUGCUUAUGCCAAGGACAUCUUGAUCCCCAAGAAAGACGCCUAUGCUAAGUUCUUGGACGCUUCCAGCGGCAAGUCCAACCCCGAAGCACGAGAAAUCGCGCGAGACAUAGUCGGCGAAUGGGUCGGCUGGGACUGGGAUUUGCCUAGAACUCGGGAGGGUUACUACCACUUCACCGGUGGGCUGGAGUGUGCUAUCCAGCGGACCUUGACCUACGCACCUUACGCUGACCUCGUCUGGCUGGAAACAAAGACACCCGACCUUGAACAAGCUCGCUAUUUCGCGAGGAAGAUCCGGGAGAAGUAUCCUGGCAAGUGGUUGGUGUACAAUCUGAGUCCCAGCUUCAACUGGAGUGCACAUGGGUUCAAUGAUACCGAUCUAAAGAACUUCACGAAUGAACUGGGCAAGGAAGGGUUCGUGCUCCAAUUGAUAUCUUUGGCCGGCUUACACAGUAAUGGUGCUUCAAUGGCUGAGCUUGCCGGCCGAUACAAAGAGGAUGGCAUGCUCGCCUAUGUCGAACUCGUGCAACGCAAGGAGAAGGAAAUCGGUUGCGAUGUGCUCACACAUCAGAAAUGGAGUGGCGCAAACUAUAUCGAUCGCAUCUUGAAUACUGUCUCCUCGGGCUCCUCAGCUACGUCGUCGAUCGGAGCAGAUUCCACCGAGCACCAGUUCUGA
This is a messenger RNA of Gloeophyllum trabeum ATCC 11539, 1695 nucleotides long. RefSeq names its product isocitrate lyase and phosphorylmutase. The transcript is spliced from 10 exons. The record is from RefSeq and is a predicted model, not a curated record. Bases 1 to 1695 code for a protein of 564 amino acids. Gene Ontology annotation, molecular function: isocitrate lyase activity; methylisocitrate lyase activity. NCBI's taxonomy places the organism in Eukaryota, Fungi, Basidiomycota, Agaricomycetes, Gloeophyllales, Gloeophyllaceae. Gene Ontology annotation, cellular component: mitochondrial matrix.